This is a messenger RNA of Trichoderma asperellum CBS 433.97, 1657 nucleotides long. RefSeq lists its product as uncharacterized. Lineage: Eukaryota; Fungi; Ascomycota; Sordariomycetes; Hypocreales; Hypocreaceae. The record is from RefSeq and is a predicted model, not a curated record.
CUGGCGCUGUCGAUUUGGCGGCCCGCUCCCGACUCGCCAACCUCCGGAUUUACCAGCCACCAGCCAUCGCAUUUUCAACUGGGCUGAAAGAAACUCGGCAAAAUGUCACUCUUUUCCCCUCUGCUCCUAUCACAUUCCUUCUGUCAGGCCAAACUGCUAAGCGGUCGAGCGCAUCAUCCUGCUCUGCAUUCUUCCUCAUUUAACCGUUUCUGGCUUCCCUGCAUGCCUGCGUUAUAACCUCUGGAGACCUGAGAAGAGAAGUGGCCUCGUCAAGAUGCGUGGCGGCGUCUCGUUGAUCCUUGCUCUCUCGACAUGCCUCACUUUCAUAGCUGCGCUACCUCAACCAGCUCUAGUCGUCCGCGCCCCAGCAGCUGUAGAUGCCCGUACGAAGCCUAAAUAUUCUGUUGUACCGCUGGAACCAGGUGAAGGACAGCCAGGCGGUGGAAAUGGAGGCGGCGGUGGUGGGAGCAAUGGAGGCGGUGGUGGAGGCGGAGAUGGCACCGUGACAGUGAUCGAGACGGUUACCGAGAUCGCCAAGGCUUCGACUGUUACUCGUACAGUUCCGACGACGGUGGAGAUUAUUGAUAUUACGGCGGAUGUGACCAAGACGGUUCUUGUCACUCCUACCAGACAUGCCACUACUACCACUCUGUCGACGACGACGACAUCACCACUUCCGCCGCCAGUGGUUAGCGAGGUCUCAAAGUCGGCUACAACUUCGAAAGUUUCCACAGAAUCGAACAAGACGACUACGUCUAAAUCGACUGCUGCAACCUCGAAGGCUAGCACAACUUCGAAAUCCUCUACCACUUCCAAGGCGACUACCACCUCACAGCCAACUACUAUCACAAAUAUGACGAGCGCUGCGACGACGGCGGCCACAACCACUUCAUCUGCACAAAGCACCUCAAAUACAACAGUAUCAGCUUCGACUACGGCAAGCAGCUCUCAACACACCAUCUCGUCGACACUUCAAACCACGGGCACGUCCAGUACGCUAGUCGCCUCCACAGGCGCCUCCACAUCCUAUACGACCACAAGCAUUGCUUGGCAGUCUAGCUCUACUGUAGUGUCUUCGACUUGGUCGACCAUAACAUCUCUGCCGACUACUGCUUCCAUCUUGUCAACCAUCUACCCGUCUACCACGAGCACCCAUGACAAUGGCCAAUGGCACACUACAUACCCUGCGUGGAACGGGACUGUAAUACAUCGCUAUCACCCGCCGUCUUAAGAUGAACGCUUUCAGUCACGACCAACCGGCAAGAUGGCAUCCGUCUCUUUCAAUCGUACAUAUUUUAACUUCAAGGGACAUAUACCAUGCCUCCGAUACAGAGGUACAAGAAGUUACAGCAAGAAUAUCUGAAACGGUAAAUUGCAUCGCAUUCAAGACUUUGGGUAUUUUUGUCCUUUUUUUUCUGUUUAUUUGCUUUUCCUGGUCUGUUUUUGGGUUGGAUAAUGAUAAUGCUGCCAAGAAGAAUCCGAAUUUGAGUGUUUGCUGGGAGAGUUUCCGCUGCCGUCAGCGAGCAAACUUCUUCUUUGAAUAGGACAGGGCUCCUCUCCCGGCUGCUGCAACGCAAACCAAGGGCUGGGAUACGUUGCCGCUUUAUAUGUAGCGCAUGAGAUAUUAGAUGAAUACAGAAUGCAUAUGAAAUGAGAU